Messenger RNA from Orbilia oligospora ATCC 24927, 1704 nucleotides. RefSeq lists its product as uncharacterized. Bases 1 to 1704 code for a protein of 567 amino acids. The record is from RefSeq and is a predicted model, not a curated record. Lineage: Eukaryota; Fungi; Ascomycota; Orbiliomycetes; Orbiliales; Orbiliaceae. The transcript has a single exon.
AUGGAGCAAGGCCCCCAGCCUACCCAACAAACGACAAAUCCUGCCUCCACGGAAGCGGAUCCGCCUCUUCCGAAAUGGGUCAUCGACGAGGAUGACUAUACGAACGUCGAAGAUUUUGUAUCUAGUUAUCAAGAGGAUGGAUUAAAGUUGGAACAACUCCCAAAACUCGUGUUUAAAAAUCGUUGCCUUGAGACAACGUAUAGGAGUUACGCAGAAUUCCUAGGGCGCGUUCGAGAAAAGAAGAGUAACCCGGUCUGGCAGUGGGUCUGGCUAGCUUGGCUCCAAGAACCAAGUUUGGAGGUUACGUACGACAUUCUCGACGAAUGGCUUCGUUCUCUUCCUGAAUGCCCUUCUAUGUGUAAUGCUGUCUCUAAUUUCGUUACCGAUAUUUGUAAAGAGGUUAAACCAGUGGGAUUCGAGGACCUUGGUUUGGAUUUGAAAGUCAAUUACCUCAAAUGGGUGAUCUCAAACUACGAAUUACUUAGACAAUAUCGGAAGAGUAAUCAUACUUUGGGAAUUGCUUAUCUCGGGGCGAUUAGCCAAAAGAUUCCAAUUUUGUUCAGCCAGUAUGACUUAGACACUAUCACGAAGCGGGCCCCACCUUCAGGUCAAAUAGAUUCUGAUGGAUUUGUCGGCACAGAGCUAUGGGACUGGGCUACAGCGAUUUUUAGAGCCUACCCCGCGAACCCUAAUACUUCAACUGGCUCUCAUAGUUUCGACGCAAUAAGGGGGGCCUUGUCAACGUGGUUUGGUUUGUUGGGAAGCUGGCGUAAGGCUGAAGUGGGUUCCCGGGUGCUGAAAGAACCCAGGUCAAAAGAUGAACUAAAGGCGAUCGAUACCGAAAUGAAGAGACUAAUUACAGCUAUAUCGGCGGAGGAUAGAAAUAUUUUUUUAGAAAAUAAGUUACCAAAUGAAGCGCCUGGAAUGGGGACAAACCAACCCUCCACGCCUGAUAUCGAAGAGUCUGAGGAAUCGGAUGAGGGCCAGGCCGAAACACCUGGAGGUGAGGGCGAAAGUACAGAGACCGAAACAGGCCUGAACCACAGCAGAUACAAGGAGAUUGGGGAUAUUUUAGAAAACAAUGCUAUACCUGGCCGGGAAAAGAGAAUGAUAUCCCUCGAAGGCUUGAGCAUUGAUGUGUCUAGAGCUACUCUAGCAGAGAAGAUUGUGAAUGGUGAGGUAGUGUUUGAGGUGGAGACUGAUAUACAAGAAAAAGACGCAGGUUUUCUCCCUGUAGCAUGGCGGAAACAGGGCUUUGGGAUCCAAAUCCUUAUCGAGAUCGGGCCCCCGCAUAGCCGGAUCUAUCGCCUUUUUCCAAAAAGCCAGGUACCAUUGGCGAUAAACCUUAAAGAAUAUCCAGAUCUAGGGGACAAAGGGGGCCGGAAGGCCGGUAGUGUGGAGGUACGAAAUGGCUCGCUACAGGUUGGGUUUUUGAUUGGGGUGGCCCACAGCAAAGAACUUGGAGAGAUCGAGAGCAAACAACAGUUCUUUGUUCACGUUCUUUGGAACGAUAACAGUAGGUCAUGGGAAUUAGCGACUGGUCUUUACGGGAUUAGUUACAAAGGGAAAAAGGGUCGCAUGUGGUGGCGGACUAUUAUUCACGACCUGGUACGGGCGGCAGAGCGCAGGCUUAUAAAAUACUCACGUGAGGGGAUUUUUAAGGUAAAGGUUGAACCUAAUGAUGAUAAUAAUAUGGAAAAUUGA